Symbiodinium natans is the source of this 867-nucleotide messenger RNA. The record is from the annotation of a GenBank genome assembly. NCBI's taxonomy places the organism in Eukaryota, Dinophyceae, Suessiales, Symbiodiniaceae.
AUGACACUGCUCCGUGUCCAGCUUUCCCUUCACAGCUGGGUCGAGCAAUCCUGCCAGGAUGCGCGGGGCGCCGCUGACCAGCUAUACCAGGCCAUCAUCGGCUCCGACGUAGCCCUGAGCAUCUACGAGCUCCACGGCACAGCUGCGGUGACGGCCUUGACUGAGCUCGCAGGCUUGGGUGGCGCUUUCCAUGUCGGAGUUCAGGUCUACUGGCUGGAGUGGAGCUUUGGCUGGUGCGCAGAGGGCUCCGGCGUUCAGGCCCUUCGUUUCGGCAAGAGUGACCUCGGUCGCUUCCGUCAGCGCCUACCACUGGGCAGGACUCCCUUCUCGCCCGACCAGGUGCUUGAUGUCCUUCGAGAGCUGCGACGGCAGUGGGAAGGAAAGGAGUACGACCUCCUGCGACGCAACUGUGCGCACUUCUGCAUCGAGUUUGUCAAGCGGCUUCACGUUCAGGAGGCCCCAGACUGGGUCAACGCGUUGGCCGUCACGGGCGGGCAGGUGGCGGAGUGGCUCGGGGUCUUCCGGCCGGCGCUCCUGCGGAGCGAAGAGGACUCCCCUGCUGUGGUCACCGCGCGGCCUGAGGAGCCCGAGUCCUCCUCGGAGCUGAAGGAGUGGCGAUGGGCAAAGCAGUACAUCUCCCGCCGGAGCUCCGAAGCCAGGCGCAUCCGCCAGCGCUUCGCCCUCUCCGCUGGGGCCGCCCUCCGCCGUCCGCGCCGCGGGCGCACAGGGGCGCAGGGAGAGGAAGAGGCGCCACUUCCUCGAAGCCACGGAGAGAGAGGUGCAGAGGAAAGACAAAAGCAAGUUGCCGGCCCGCCACAACCGUGCUUUGGGUUGAGGGUUGAGGGUUUAGUAUGGGGGUCGGAAUAA